This is a messenger RNA of Laetiporus sulphureus 93-53, 666 nucleotides long. RefSeq lists its product as uncharacterized. The record is from RefSeq and is a predicted model, not a curated record. Lineage: Eukaryota; Fungi; Basidiomycota; Agaricomycetes; Polyporales; Laetiporaceae. The coding region runs from base 1 to 666 and encodes 221 amino acids. The transcript has 2 exons.
AUGGAGCACGAGAGAAGCUUGGAUCAUUUGGGGUGGGAGUCGUCAUCUUUACAAUUCCUCCUCUAUUUCACGAAGAUGUUCUUCGAACUCGACGAUAUGUCUAUUGGCGAUAGUAGCCUGUCGGGCAAUUACUCGUCUGGAGCGUUGGUUUCGCAGCAAACAAAGGUCUCGAUGAAUGACCUUGACGAAGGGUUGCCACAAAAACCUGGUCUUGUCCCUGACUGCGGGCCACUGAUGGUUGUGAUGAAUCUCGCAAAUAGGCUCGACUUCUUCGAGCCAAUCGACGAAGCUAUUGUAAGCUUCGGUGAGACGGUCCUCGGGUUCUUCGGAUUCAAUAGGAAUAUAGCAAAUAUGAACCGCGACGUUCCUCCAAUCAAAUUCUGGAUAGAGUUGGAGGGCGUAUAUGUGAUAUACGUCGUGGUAAUCGAUGUCGAACGUGUCCUCACGAUACUUCUGGAUAAUAUCUCGGAUUAUCCAGCGAGCUUCUCCGCCCUGAUGCUUCCUUUCCUGGACGUAGUUGCAGAAGUCGCAAACCACGUGUUGGUGAAUGAACGAAAGCUUGAAUUCCGCUAUGUCAGUGCGGAUGGAUUCGAGCUUGAGUAUAAGAUGCUCGAGAUCGCGGAUGUCAUGGUCGUCAAGCUGACGACGAUAUCGUUUAGUAAGUAG